Molecule: messenger RNA, 2335 nt
Organism: Struthio camelus australis
Lineage: Eukaryota; Metazoa; Chordata; Aves; Struthioniformes; Struthionidae
Source: RefSeq, a predicted model, not a curated record
AUGAUUGCUAGCCCCAACCCAAAGGAGAGGGUGGGAAUAAGUAGCUGCUGGCAACAGGAAAAUCUUCCUCCUAUGAGAGACAGUGAUGUGAAAAUACAAGUUAGAGCCUGUGCACUGAGCUGGAUAGAUACAAAGCUUUUGUCAGAAAUGAAGUUGAAGAAGGAACUCCUACCUGUUGGUCGAGAAAUUUCUGGAGUUGUACUGGAAGUUGGAAGGAAGGUGUCCUUUUUUCAGCCAGAUGAUGAAGUAGUGGGAAUUUUGCCCCUGGAUUCUGAAGAGUCUGGUCUUUGUGAAGUUAUUCUAGUUCAUGAGCAUUAUUUGGUUCGUAAGCCAGAAAAAGUCUGUUGGGUUGAAGCAGCAGGAACUGUUCGUGAUGGUGUCCGAGCAUACACAGCUUUACACUACCUUUCCCAAGUCUCUCCUGGAAAGACUGUACUUGUAAUGGAUGGAGCAAGUCCAUUCGGUACAAUAGCAAUUCAGUUAGCACAGCACAGAGGAGCUAAGAUAAUCUCUACUGCACACAGUCUUGAUGAUAAGCAGUACCUGGAGAGGCUUAGACCUCCUGUGGAAGGUAUACGGCAGCCUUUAGUAGCUCGAGUGAUUGAUGUGUCAAAUGGAAAGAUAGAUGUGGCAGAAAGCUGCUUGGAAGAAACAGGUGGCCUAGGAGUGGAUAUUGUUCUAGAUGCUGGAGUGAGAUUCUAUAGUACUGAAGAUGAAUCAACAUUAAAAGCACAGUUGUUGCCUCAUAAGCAUGAUAUCAUUACACUUCUGGGUGUUGGUGGACACUGGAUAACUACAGAAAAAAAUCUUCAGCUCGAUCCUCCAGAUAGCCAUUCCCUGUUUCUUAAAGGAGCCACAGUCUCUUUCCUGAAUGAUGAGAUAUGGAACUUGUCAAAUAUACAGCAAGGGAAGUAUCUUUGCAUCUUAGAAGAUAUAAUGGAAAAAUUAUCAAGUAACAUUUUCAGGCCUCAGCUGGAUGAACCGAUCCCAUUGUAUGAAGCCAAAGUUUCUAUGGAAAUAGUUCAGAAGAAUCAAGCAAGAAAAAGACAAGUCAUCCAGUUCUGACACACAAUUUCCUGAUUUCUAAGCCUGUCGAAGAUGAAGAAGAAACAUAAUGUGUUUGAGAAGUAAAUUAGUGUACGUUUUCAAAUAAUUCUGUAACCAGAACUUAAAUCUUUUGUACGUCUGCACGAAUGGUCUGUGAAGCUUCUGAGACUUCAGGGUUUUUUGGAUCCAAUUGAACAGAAUGUUUCCAUCAGCAACUUCUAAGGAGACAGUCUCGACACAAAAAUCCCGCCUGUCCCUGGCCGCAUGAAAAAUACCAGUAACAUCUUCAGGCAACUUCAGUUGCUGUUCUUUUUCCACCAAAAGAAAUUAAAGGAAAAAUUUUUUUGGUGUUGUGUAUUAGUUCUCCCUCCUCUGUCCCCCCAUCUAGUCACCUUUAUAUUCACUGUUUGCUUUUGACUGCAUUGAGGCUGAGCGCUCUGCAGUAUGCUAAGUCUUUAAUCUGCAUUCAAAAUUAUUUUUGCUGUUUAACUGAAAAACAGGGUGGCAGAGCUAUUGGAAACAGCAAGGAUGCUGGAAGAGAAGGAUAUGGCACUGGCAUUAAGGGUUUCCCCCUCCACCAUUGAUUUUCUUCCUUUUAACAACCAGAGAUGUGGUAAACCUGACUUAGACUCUAGUCCAUAAAUUGACACAAUCGUGCUUUUUUUUUUUUUAAAUAUAUCUUCAAUAAGGACAGGCAUGAAUAAACCCUGAACAUAAAGUGCAUCAAACAUUAGAAUAAGAUUAUGUAACUUGUUACUGUGCUGUCAUCUUUGGUAUUUUUCCAGUCAGACCUUUGUAUUCUCUGCACUUUCACCUCCCCUCUUUUCACCUGUCCUAUACCUAGCUUAGCUCAAAUCUGUUUAUCCGACACCCUGCUCUUACCAUGCACGACCCAAAAAUCAGUACUAGGAAAGAAAGUGCUGUCUCUCAGCAUGUGCCUUCCUACUUGUUCUUAUAUGGGAGCAAAAACUUUUUUUUUUUUUUAAUCUGUGCUAUUCACUUUCAUUGUCUGUGGGGGCUGGCUGAGUCGGCACUAGCACUCUGCACCAGUGUAACAAGUUAGAAGCAAAUACACACAUUUGAGCUGCAAUGGAAUAUCUAGAACCAUUAUCCCUAUUUUCUUUCAAUCAUUGGACUUAUAUAAUUUGUUAUAACCUCCCUUGUAGUACGUUCUUAACAAUCAGAAGAAAGAAAUCAUUUUACUAUUAAUGUGGUACAAUGCACCUUGAGAAUAAGUAGUUUUUAUAUAUAUAAAAGCAUGUGGGGGUGAAUAUUAUAUGUAUGUUUA